AUGCGAAUCAACGACCUUGGCACCAAAAUCUCGAAAAUAGACAAAGUAAGUGAAAAUUUGUCUUUGUUAUGUAACCGUAUAGAAAACAUUCAGUCUAAAGUCGGUCAUCUGGAAAAAUUUACCGGAAAUUUGGGGAACUCGAUAGGGGAAAUCAAGAAAACUCAGAUUGGUCUUAAAGGUGAUGUUGAGGAAACGGUGAAGGAAAUUAGGGAACUGAAGUCAGUGAAUGAACAAUUACAAAGUAAAAUUACAGAUUUGCAGGCAAGGAGUAUGAGAGACAAUUUGCUUUUUUUCGGUCUGGCCGAGUACCGUGGAAACAACAGAGAGAAUUGCGCGAGUCUCAUUGAUCAAUUUUGUGAAGCAGAAUUACACCUUUAUGGAAUUAAGGCCAACAUCGAGCGUGCCCAUAGGAUCGGAAGAUAUCUCCACAACAAAACAAGACCGAUUGUUGCAAAAUUCUCGAACUUUAGAGUCAGGGAAAAUGUCAGGGCAUCUGCAUACAAGCUUAAAAAUACCGACUACAGUGUGCGUGAACAAUUCCUAAGGGAAAUUGUAGAGAAACGGAAAGCCUUGAUGCCCAUUUUGCAUUCAGCGUUGGGACAAAAUAAAAAAGCAGAGUUGAAGUACGAUAAACUCUACAUCAGCGGUAAACUGUACAAGGGAGGGACCAUAAGGGAAACUGAGGGUGACAGAGAUGAACACGAUGAAGACGAGCCCGUGGAGUGCCAAACACAGGAUACCUAG
Molecule: messenger RNA, 744 nt
Organism: Saccostrea cuccullata (small rock oyster)
Lineage: Eukaryota; Metazoa; Mollusca; Bivalvia; Ostreida; Ostreidae
Exons: 1
Coding region: 1-744 (247 amino acids)
Biological process (GO): retrotransposition
Cellular component (GO): ribonucleoprotein complex
Molecular function (GO): single-stranded RNA binding
Source: RefSeq, a predicted model, not a curated record